ACCGGCAUGACAACGUAAAAGUUGUCAAGAUGGCGGAUACCUUGGAUGUGGUGGAAGAGAGCGGGUUUCUUUCAAGUUUAAUAUGGGAAAUUCUUAAAAGUCCAAUUAACAUUGCUUUGGUAGGAAUAAUCAGUUAUCUUGUAUAUAAAAUAAUAAAAAGCAGGCAAAAGGUACAUGAACCUGUGCACAUUGAACCAGAAUUACCGAAGUUAAGAAGAGAUUUUACAGUAGAAGAGUUACGGAAGUAUGAUGGAACUGGCCCAGAUGGAAGAAUUCUUGUUGCUGUGAAUGGAAACGUCUACGAUGUCACGAAAGGGAAACGUUUUUAUGGACCAGGUGGUCCAUACUCAGCAUUUGGAGGACGUGAUGCUUCCCGUGGUCUUGCUACGUUUUCUGUUGAUUCAGCAAAAGAUGAAUAUGAUGACUUGAGUGAUCUAAACACGAUGGAGAUGGAAUCUGUUAGAGAAUGGGAAAUGCAAUUCAAAGAAAAAUACGAGUAUGUUGGGCGGUUGUUGAGGCCUGGAGAGCAACCAACCAACUACGAAGAGGAGGAGGAAGAAGAUGUGCCAAAUGCUGCUCAGACAGAUACUAAACCAAAGGAUGAAUGAAUGUGCUUUUGCUACUGCAACUUUCUGUGCUGGACUGUACUGUACUGUACUGUCUUGUCGUCAUUCAACAUCCACAAGAAUGGGCAUGCCCCUUCAUUGAUUUUUCAGGAAGAAAGGGGGUUUCAGUACAGUUAUCUUACGUUUAAGGUUGCCUUACUUUUGUAUAUUUCUUAUGAGCUUACAGCUUUACAUAUAUGGAGAAAGGCCAAUUUAGCACUGAUUUAGUAUAUCCUUAUUUUUAUUGUUUAGAGUGGUUAUAUUUGAGUUUAUGGUAAUGUGUGAUCUACGGUGUGGAAAAUUGAUAAAGUAUAAUCUAUUAAAAAUUUAAUAUAUUUUCAUUAAUUAUUCCAAAAAGAACAUAUUCUAAAAUUUUAUUGUUGUCAAGAGAUAAAGAGGCUGAUUAACUCCAUUCAAAUAAGUUUUAAUGACAGUUUUCUUUAUAAGCUGUUGCAGAAUGUUGAUUUUUUUUUUUUUUUUUUUUUUUUACAAAUAUGUAGAAAAGCUAUCUCUUUAGUUCAUGUAAUUCAUACAUUUUUAAGGUGGUUAUUACUGCUGACUGUGUUAAUAUACAGUUACUAGUUGGCUGUUCAGGUACUGUUGUAAAUAUGAAUACUGAUUCCAAGUUUCGUCUUGUUUGUUGAUACUGUUGCAUUUUCUGCUUUGUCAGAUUAUAUAUCACUGUCAAAUUGUGUGUGUUUUAUUUUUCUUAUUUUUUUUUCUUCUUUUGUCUUUGGUCAAAAUUUCAUCAAAAUUUGAGUGUUUUAAGUUUCCAUUGCAGUUAAUGGUAAUAUUUCGACACCUGUGGCAUAAUUAAUCUUAAUCAAAUUGUAAUGAGACUGGAUUCUUGUGAUAGAAGUGAGAGUGACACAUGUGGUGUUUUAAGUUGUUUUACUAACUUGGUUUUGAGAAUUUUAUAUUACAUAAAUUGGAAAUAUAAUGCUUAUUACCAAAGUGAAUGAAAGCUCUCUGAAUUAAAACUUUCUGGGGGUAAAACAUUUACAGUGUUUUAUAUUGCUUUAAAUAUGAAGAAGGAAAAGAAUUUUAUUCUGAUGAAAAUUAGAAGAAACACUUGUUCCUGUCUGGCUUAAUUAUAUUCAUAUUGUUAUGUGUUCAUUGGCUCAUUCCACAUAAUGUUAAUUCUUUUGCUGAUAAAACAUUGAUUGUUACAAUUUUUACUCCAGUUUUGAUGUCCUUUGAUGAACAUCCACAUGUUCUGUACUGAGUUGCUGUUAAAUUGUUGGUAUACUUAUUUUGUAAAUUCUUGUCUGAUUUUGUUCUUUUUGCAUUGCAAUGUGGGGAACCACAGAUGUGUCUUCUGUAUAUAAAUCAUAAAAUAACAUUACUGACAGAUUUAAUUUAAUUACUUUGCCUUCCAUUGAAUGCAUUUUGUAAGUUUUUCUUCAUUGGAUUGGCCUGAUACUCAUUCCAUCAUAGCUGUAUUUUCCCAUAAAGAAAUUAAAUAUGUGUUCUAAAAAGAUGUCUGUAUAUAUAUAUAUACAUAUAAUUAUAUAUUUGUGUGUGUACUUUUCAUACAUGUUCUUAACUGAAUAGGUGGUUGUUGUGCUGUGCCAGAUGGCUGACAAAGGCAAAUAAAUUUCAGAUGUGAUGUUUUAUGAA
Schistocerca serialis cubense is the source of this 2225-nucleotide messenger RNA. RefSeq names its product membrane-associated progesterone receptor component 1 (gene MSBP). The record is from RefSeq and is a predicted model, not a curated record. The coding region runs from base 30 to 608 and encodes 192 amino acids. Gene Ontology annotation, cellular component: endomembrane system; membrane. Lineage: Eukaryota; Metazoa; Arthropoda; Insecta; Orthoptera; Acrididae. The transcript is spliced from 3 exons.